AUGUUGCUGCACUACACACGACGGACAGGCCGCCCCAUCGUUUUCAUUGCAAGGCGAUUCACUACAAAAGCAUACGAGAAGCCAGCAUCACACGCCUUUUACGAUGACAAAGUGAUAACGUAUGCUAAUCGACCCAUCAAACCGGUGACCUUGAGCCAACUUGUUCGCUUUGGACAACCACCAUUGAACCAUGAAAGUCUACAUGCUUGUGCACAGUACGCUCGUAUGGAGUUGCCAGUACGGUUAGCACGAAGAGUGCGUGCCUUCCAGACGCUGCCUUUUAUCGUUGGAACCAAUCCCUACAUCAAGGAGAUAUACAAGUUGUAUUACGAGUCAUUUGAGAGCUUGGAACCAUAUUCCCACUAUCGCACUACUACUGGAGAUGAUGAUAUCGAGUACUCUGAGAAGCUCAAAGACCUUGUGGAUCGACAUGCCGACAACAUCCCAACACUUGCACGAGGGUUCUUGGAAUGUAAACAAUACAUGCAUCGCGAUGAUGUGGCAGCUUUUCUUGAUGAUAUGAUUCAUGCACGUAUUGGAAUUCGAUUGAUUGCCGAACAAAUGAUCGCACUUGUUGGACAAAAGCAGCAACCAUCCUCCUCACCAGAAAACAACAACAAUUACAUUGGCAUCAUUGAUACAAAGCUCAAUCCAGCCAAACUUGCCAAAUCGUGCUCCGAGUUUGUGGCCGAAUUAUGCGAAUUCAAUUAUGGGAUGCAUCCAGAAACAAUCUUAGACGGCCAUGUUGAUGCCACUUUUACCUAUGUCCCGGUUCACCUUGAAUACAUCCUCACCGAGUUGAUCAAGAACGCUCAACGUGCCACCAUUGAACAUGCAAAGAGGAAACGUGAUAUGAGUACGGUCAAUGACAAUGAUGAUGAUGAUCAUGCAACACUACCUCCUAUUCAAAUCACCAUCAGUCAUGGAAAAGAAGAGAUCGGGAUACGGAUCCGUGACCAGGGCGGUGGAGUUGCUGAGAAUGAUCUCAACCGAGUAUUCGAAUAUUCCUAUACUACAGUGGCAAAGGCAUCUGAUGACCAUGAUCCCAACAAUAUCUUUACUGGCAUUUCAGAAAUGGCAUUGCAGAGUGGUAUCGGUGGGCCACUGGCUGGCUUGGGAUUCGGAUUACCAUUAGCUAGGAUGUAUGCACGGUACUUUGGAGGAUCAUUUACUUUGGUAUCCAUGAACGGUUACGGUUGCGACGUCUUUUUAAAGCUUAAACACAUUGAUCAAUCUAUGGCUGAAUUAGAGAUUUAG
Molecule: messenger RNA, 1257 nt
Organism: Lichtheimia ornata
Lineage: Eukaryota; Fungi; Mucoromycota; Mucoromycetes; Mucorales; Lichtheimiaceae
Exons: 4
Coding region: 1-1257 (418 amino acids)
Biological process (GO): protein phosphorylation; regulation of glucose metabolic process
Cellular component (GO): mitochondrion
Molecular function (GO): pyruvate dehydrogenase (acetyl-transferring) kinase activity
Source: RefSeq, a predicted model, not a curated record